Messenger RNA from Phoenix dactylifera (date palm), 1600 nucleotides. RefSeq lists its product as uncharacterized. The record is from RefSeq and is a predicted model, not a curated record. NCBI's taxonomy places the organism in Eukaryota, Viridiplantae, Streptophyta, Magnoliopsida, Arecales, Arecaceae.
CUGAGUCGAUUUCAACCAAAGAGAGAGAAUGCCAAGCCUCGUUGCCAUCCUAAAAAUCGACCAUGUUCUGAUUACAAACCGCUCCGCUAAGAAAAAGUACACGUUACAAAAGAUGACCGUUACUUGAAAUCACGCAGACCCUCCGUUCUUGAUUUCCACCGCCUUUCCACCGCCUCGAUACAAGAGAAUAUGGAGCGUCUCAACUCGCGGAGUUCGGAAUUCGCGGCUUUCGCUCAUGAUGCUCGCCUCGAGGACGAGCGCAGGUUCGCUGUCGAUCCUCCUCCACCCGGCAUUCUCUCGUAGAGUAAAAUCCUUGAUCUAGGGUUUCCGCUUCGGGAACGGCCAUCGAAUCCGAGGUUCUUAGCGAGCGUUUCUUGCCUUUUUUGAGUCUUCCCAGAUGCGAAUUGGGCUCGAGGGUGGUCUCGCCGGAGUCGGAGAGGGCGGAGAGAGAUCCGGCGUUCGUGGUGGAAGUUCGUGCCAAGAAAAACGGUGGCCGAGAGGAGCUAAAGGCCGAGAAAUGAUGGGUUAUUUGAAGCUAAAGAAGAAAGAAUUGAUAUUAUGUGGUGGACCUAAGCACAGAGAUCGCUUUACGUGUUAGAGUUUCCAACCGGACGGGACAUCUGUUGCAAGGCCUAACAUGGCGGCGGUUCCAGCUCUCGCGGCAUAUAAAAUCUUGUUCGCCACAUUGGGUUGCUUCAUGGUUGUCACGCUCAUCUACACUCUCGCUACCGACGGCUCUCCUUUCCGCGUCGAGCUCUUGACCCCGUGGAUGGAUGCAACUUUGGUUGACUUUUAUGUUAAUGUGGUGGCUAUAGUGGUUUGGGUUGCCUACAGAGAAUCAAAAUGGCUCAAUACGGUAUUAUGGGUAGUUCUGUUAACAUGUUUUGGCAGCAUAGCAACAUGUGCAUAUAUUGUCAAGAAACUAUUCACCAUUUCUUCUGCGGAUGUAAAAGAUCCCGUGAGUCAUGUCUUGUUGAGGAAUGAUGAUGAACAUAAGUUAAAGUUCUCCUUUGUCAUGUUUGGAAGAAUUCUUUUCAGCAUCUUGGGCGUGCUUGUAUUGGCAACUGUCGUAUAUACUAUCAUUAUUGAUGGCUUUCCUUUUCGGAAGGAGUUGUUGACACCGUGGAUGGCUGCAACCUUGAUUGACUUUUAUAUAAAUGUUGUUGCUAUAUCAGUGUGGAUUGCUUACAAGGAAUCAACAUGGAUAAGUGCAUUAAUUUGGAUUGGUUUGUUAAUAUGUUUUGGCAGCAUUGCUACGUGUGCGUACAUCGUUCUUCAGCUUUUCCAGCUCUCUUAUCAAGACUCAAUGUACCAUAUUUUGUUGGACUCGCACAGCAAGCAUGGAAGUACAUCCUCCAAGUAAAACACGAAGUCACGAACUCGUGUUUUAUUGUACCAAUACCAUCCACCUGAGCACUUUUGUGUAUUAACCGGACAUCCAUGGUUGUUCCAUAAACCUUGUAAUGCUUGUCAUAUUGUCAUACAACUAUCAACUUGAACUUGUAUUUACAUACAAAAUUCAUUUUUAGCCAGUUACUAUGAUCCAAAAUGUAAAAAAAUUGACUGCAUGAGUAUGGUAACCAAGAAUACUUUCACUUGA